UGAGUUACAAUUUUCCGUAUUGAAAAAGUUGAAUAAAUGUUGGCACUCUGAAAAAAUCGCCUUUGGAAUACAACUCUGACCUCUUUAUCGUGUAAUUGAGCGUCUAAAAUUCAUCAGAUCGUCGUCCUCUUGAGAGUGAGAGAGUCAUCAUAGACGAGAGAUUCUUGUCGAGAGUGAUUAUAUUUAUUGUGGGAUUUAUGGCCGCGAGACGGAAUUCAUAUCUCUAGUAUAAAGCACUCAAGUUCGAAUCAUUCCGUUUUGUGUCGAUUGGAUCGACGUGCUGCAACGAUCUCGCGAGUUAAUUAAUUUAAAUCGAUUAAUUAUAAGUCCUAGAAUGCGGCUUCUCGUUGUGUUUGCUGUAAUUACCUGUAUACUACUCAUGACUGAAAUUGCAUCAGCGAAAAAAGAAUACAAGAAGAAAAAGAGAGAUGUGGAAAGUUAUGAAACGAGUGAUGACGAGAAGCCAUCUAAAAAAUCUAAACUGAAGCUGAAUGAAAAACGAAAAGAGAAGGAUAAAAAGGUAAAACUAGUGGGAAACAGUCAGGAAGACGAGGACGAAGAAACCGAUUUGAAGAUGAGUGAAGAGAUAACCAUUGAAGAACGUGAAAAUCGGAAGAACGUGAAAUCCAGGAAGAAGCAAAAGAAGUCGAGGAAGAGUGAGCAAUUGAUUGAGGAUGAACAGAGGUCUGAUGAGGACGAGGAAGGCUCUGCCUCUGCGGUGAAGCCUUCGAAGAAGAAAAAAAAUAAAAAAUCCCAGUCCUCCGAUCACGAGGGGUCCGGGCAAAGUGAAGAGCGUAAAAUAAAAAAGCAGCAGAAAACCUCCAAGAAGAAGAAGAAUAAAAUGAAGACUGAGGAAGAGGACUCAGAGGGAAAGGAAGCGUCUGGAGAACCCGAGAAAAAUCGGAAGAAGGACAAGAAGUCGUCUGUGAAUUCGAAACGAGGAAAAGAUAAAGAGGAAAUUGUACAUGAAGAUAAUCCCGAGGAAGAAAAUGAGGAAAUCAAUGAAGAGGAGACAAAAGAUGAUUCAGACAGCUGUCAGGCCAAAUCUGGUGGGCAAAAUCAAGAUCCAUUGGGGAAGAACUGCAGGCAUUAAUUUUUAUAUUAAUUUGAAUAUUUCAGGAGGAAAAGAAUUCUACCAAUGAAUUCUCACCGACUGACUUUCAUAAUUUCUUAUCUCAAUUUAUUGUUCCCAUUUUUUAUUUACAUUAGUACAUUAGCGCCAUGAGUUAACGUAAAAUUUUUUUUUCGCAAUAUCUGUCAAUUUCCAUGGAGUUAUUGGGCAAGAGUUACAAGAAAAAUAAUCAACGAAAGUUAUCGCUCCAACUAGAGUAAUCUAUUAGUGCACAUUAAAUUGUUUCGUCACCCCGAA
This is a messenger RNA of Fopius arisanus, 1369 nucleotides long. Its product is annotated as transcriptional regulator ATRX homolog. Lineage: Eukaryota; Metazoa; Arthropoda; Insecta; Hymenoptera; Braconidae. The record is from RefSeq and is a predicted model, not a curated record. Bases 335 to 1093 code for a protein of 252 amino acids. The transcript is spliced from 3 exons.